Molecule: messenger RNA, 1425 nt
Organism: Orbilia oligospora ATCC 24927
Lineage: Eukaryota; Fungi; Ascomycota; Orbiliomycetes; Orbiliales; Orbiliaceae
Exons: 2
Coding region: 1-1425 (474 amino acids)
Biological process (GO): cellular response to pH
Cellular component (GO): plasma membrane
Source: RefSeq, a predicted model, not a curated record
AUGACAUUCGCGUUUACCCUGCCUACGACGUCACCGGUCAACUUCACUACAUCCUUCACUAGUUCCUCCGCUCCAUCUCUUCCCUCCGCAACAACCACUCGUCGUGCUCUCUUCCGCGACACUCUUAAACGCCAUAAACGUCUCACCCCCGCCGAACAAUACAACAAUAUCCCAUCUUUGUUAUCGUCAAUCUCUGAAUAUCUACCUUAUCUCUACACUCUCGACGCUUACAUAACUUCCCAGGACAUUACACCCCUCACUGAGUUCGAAACGGAAUGGCGGGCUGUAUUAUCUCGUCGUACGGUUCCAACAGAACCGCCACGCAUCCGCCGUAAGGGCUUGGACUACGAAAUAUGCUUCGCAACUGCAACUCUAGCAUACGCUCAUACUCUCCGAGCGCGUACAUUCCUCGCAAAUGCGAUACAAGCACCCCCACCUACAGAUAACGACGCCACAAACACCUCUGUUCAUCUAAUAAACCAGGCAAAAGACCAAGUUCUCACGGCUGCCUCUAUAUUCCUCUAUUUACAAAACAGGUCUACUUCAAGGGAACGGGGUAGUUCGCAGCCGAUGCCAGCAGAUGUUACGACUUCAAUGUACAACGCUCUAUGGUCGCUCUGUUUGGCCUCUGCAACGUUGUUGGCGGUGUUGAAAGACGACCCUUAUCCGUCAAUUGUAGCAUUGCAACAUGAUAAAAACUCAAAGGAAUGGAUGUAUAAAGCUCCCGCGGUACCUACGAGGGUUAGAUCGCUAUUAUUCGCAAGGCUGUGUAUGUAUUCUGCGGAUAUGGCGGGGAAAGCGGCAGCUGGGGUGGCGGCUACCCCGGGCACAGGCGCAGAGUUAAAAGGUUACUGUGACGAUAUGGUAAAGACGGCCAAAGCUAAGGCUUGCAGAUUCCAAGCGAUUGAUGCUGAGGGAAGAGGGGAAUUGGGGGAAGCAAUCGGUUGGCUGGUAGCUGGGAAGGAAGUUCUGGGUAUGGUUGUAGGAGGGGAUGGGGAUAAAGGCAAGCUAGGAAGGGGCUUAGAUAUGUUGAAGAAAGCUAGGGAGGAAAAGAAGAUGGAAAAGGUACCGAUGGAAGCCCUUCUUGGAUCGGACGCCGGGAGGAUGGAAGAAGCAAUGGUUCUUAACGAGCUAGAGAGGAAAUGGAGGAGGAUCAAUGAUUCGGUGAACUUCCAUGCCAUACCAUCCACAUCUUCGCUGCUGGCAAAGUUGCCGACUGGAAGGUUCAUGUUCCCAGAAAACCAGACAUGGACGCCACCAAAGCUAUCUUCUUCUGAGUUAUCGCAGCUCCAAAUUCAAGCCCCGAAUGGCGGGGAACUGGACUGGGUCGGAGCAGACGACAGUGACGACGAUAUCAUGGCCCCCCCUGAGAGCAGUAUGCCACCGGGUGGGUUUCCGAGAUCACAAAGUACUGGAUACUACUAA